AUGACCUCAUUGCCAAAUUUUAGAAAUUGUUCCUCUGAAGUAGAUGUUGAAGAAUUUGCUUGCCUUCAAGGAACAGUCAAGUUGUUCACAUGUAUAGUUUGUGGUAAAACAUUCAAGAGGAAAGAUCACCUUAUUGUGCAUGAGAGGAUUCACACAACCGUAAAGCCAUUUCAGUGCAGCUUGUGCAAUUACAAAUCUUGUCAAAAAAUUCACUUGCUUAGACACAUGAAAGUGCAUAGCCCAAGUUAUAAUGGCAUUUCUAUCCCUCACAGCAUUAAUGGCUUCAACAAAUGUACUGGACAAAGUGGCUUUUCUCAUCCUUGCAAGUUCUGUGGAAAUGAAAAGUACAGUACUACCUCAACAUUAUUUUUCACAAGGAACUUCCAAAGGGUCAGUGACAAAGACUUUACUUUCUAUGACAUAACGAGGCCAUAUACUUGUCACAUUUGUGGGAGAAGCUUUAAUCAGAAAGGGAAUCUAAGAGCUCAUGAACGAAUCCAUACUGGAGAAAAACCCUAUGCUUGUGGAAUUUGUGACUAUCGUGCUGGUCGAAGAUCACAGCUCAGAUCUCAUUCUCGAGUUCACACGGGAGAGAGACCAUAUAAGUGCAAUCGUUGUGAAGGCUGUCUUGGAUAUUCUGGAUCAAAAAUAAUCCCAAGCUUUAAAACUUGUGGUGGAAGCAGGGAGAGUUUAAAGAUUCCUAUAGGACAGAAGUACACCUGUCGAACAUGUGGUAAAGUAUUUCAAAGAAAGUUGCAUCUGGAAGGUCAUGAAAGAAUACACACUGGUGAAAAGCCAUUCAAAUGUUCUUUCUGUCAAAGAAAACGAAACGUUCUACUAUUGAAAAGUUUAUCAAAGAACCGGCACAGUGAAAAAGUACUGCAGGUGUAUGCUUGCCGUUUUUGUGGGAGGAAUUUCAACCGUCAAAAGUGGCUCCAAAAACAUGAACUGCUCCAUACUGAAGAAAAGCCCUUUGUUUGUGAUAUUUGUGGGUAUCGUACAAGCCAAAAAAUUAAUCUUAAACUGCACUCGAAACUUCAUACUGAUGUGAAUAUUCCUAUUGAACUGUCUCUAUGCCUGGAACUCAUUUUAGUGCAAAAAUUACCUGAUGUUGAGCAUACACUUUCUGAAUUCACGCAGGUUGGUGGUGAUGGAGAAUAUUAUACUCGUUCAAUUAUACAUUUAUCAAGUGGUUUUUUGAAGGUUGAUAGCAUGGCUCCUGAAGUGCAUGAUCUAACAAGAUCGUACAUUUGUCUUACCUGGAUAGAAAAAUACUGUUCCUCAAUGACAAGAUACUUAUCAAGCAGUUUUUUACAUGAUGAAGAAAACUACCCUGGACAGGAGUGCAAAACUCUAUAUACUUGCCAAGUUUGUGGAAAAGGUUUCAACCAGAAAUUUAACCUCAAAGCACAUGAGAAGAUUCACAGUGGAGUGAAACCUUUUGUCUGUGAUACCUGCGGCAUGGAAAAAGAUGCUACUUCAUCAGCGGAGGAUGAAUCAUGUAGUCCUUCUAAAAUAGAGGUUGAAUGUCCUGAACAAGAUUCACAAGGCCAGCAUAUUUGCACUAUUUGUGGAAAGACCUACGCCUCGGAGAGGUACCUAAAAAAGCAUCAAAUUAUCCAUUCUGAUAAGAAACCAUUUUCAUGCGAUUUUUGCGAUUACAGUUCAAGACACAAAGCUCAUCUUACAAGACACUUGAGACUUCAUACCGGGGAAAAACCGUACAAAUGCCACCAUUGUGACUUUAGAAGUGCAUAUUUGGAAUCACUUAAAGGACAUGUGUUGAGUCAUUGGAAAAUAUAA
This is a messenger RNA of Uloborus diversus, 1803 nucleotides long. RefSeq names its product zinc finger protein 888-like. The transcript is spliced from 10 exons. Lineage: Eukaryota; Metazoa; Arthropoda; Arachnida; Araneae; Uloboridae. The coding region runs from base 1 to 1803 and encodes 600 amino acids. The record is from RefSeq and is a predicted model, not a curated record.